GACUGCGCCGCUCGAGAAACUAACCGUGUGAACGCACCUUGAUCAGUUCUGAUCUUACUCGCGUCACACUCAUCCAACCGCGCGGCGUUCGAUCCUUGCCCCUUGCUUGCCGGCGCGCGCGUUACAUUCGAAUGUUGCUCUGAACCGCUCGCUGCAACUACUCGCCGUCCGAACUACUACGUCUGCUAGUCGCUGUUGACUGGAGCCAGUCAGAGCAACCUUCAACGCGGCGUGCCGAAGGACCCGUCCAGUCCUCUCAAACGUGCCGUCUGAACUCUGCUUGAGUUGCUGCAUAUCAUGAAGGUUUUGCAUCAUAUUAAAAAUGCGCUGUCAUUCAAGCCCAUACCCGUUACCGUGCUCGCUGUUGUCAUCUAUGCAGUCCUCUUCGGGUCGGUGGUCGUGACCGACGAACUGCCGGAUGUCCCCAAGGUCAAGCGAUGGAAAGGGCUGAACCUUACGGAGGCUUACGCGGACUUGCACGUUGUUGCAGCUCGACCCCAUCCUUACAAUAGUCAUGCAAACACCUACGUCCGAGCAUACAUCCUCGACCGACUGCAGCACAUAGCAGCACCCCAUCGAAGCACCGUGUCCGUUGUUUCGGACCUCAACUCUACCGCGUCUUAUUCAAACGUCUACUUCGAGGGCACCAAUGUCCUCGUCAAGGUCGAAGGAACGCAGUCAAACGCGACCAACGACUACGAGGGCGGAGCCGUGCUUUUCAGCGCGCACUAUGACUCCGUUUCUUCUGCACCCGGCGCCACCGACGAUGGAAUGGGUGUUGUCACUUUAAUCCAGCUGGUGAAGUACCUUACGGAGCACCGUCCCCAGCGCACUGCGGUUUUCAACCUCAAUAACGGUGAAGAGGAUUGGUUGAACGGUGCCCAUGCAUUCCUCGAGCACCCAUGGGCCAAUUUGACUACCACCUUCCUCAACCUCGAGGGCGCGGCGGCAGGCGGACGACCGCUCCUUUUCCGUGCUACCUCGCUCGCGCCGACGCGUGCCUUCCACGUCGACCACCCUCACGGAAACGUGCUUUCCGCAGAUGCCUUUGCCCGUGGUGUCAUUCGCUCUGGUACAGAUUACUCCGUCUAUGCCCAGGGUCUUGUUAGCUCGGCCAAGGAUGUCGUCGUAAAGCCUGGGAUGGAAGGCCUAGACUUCGCAUUCUACAAAGGCCGCAGCAAGUACCACACCAAGUACGACUCUGUGGUCUACACAGAAGGCGGACAAAAAGCCUUGUGGGCGAUGAUGGAUUCUGUUCGCUCCGCGAGCUCGACUUUGCUAAAUACCACAAAGACAGAGAAAUUGAGCGAGAGAGGGGAGGGCGUCGUCUAUUUCGACCUGCUUGGACAUUCGUUCGUGGUGUUCUCUGCGACAACGCUCCUCAUUUUGGAUAUCGUGCUUCUCAUUGUCGGUCCUUUUGCCGUUCUUGCACUCUUGAUUACCGUCAUCAUCCGCGCAAGGAAGGAGAAGGCCCGCGCGGAAGUAGAGAAUGGAGUACCCGAAGGACUGGCAACCGGGGGAAGUGCAAAGGAGCUGAUCCUAGCCUUAAUCGGCUGGGCCAAAUUUUGGGUCGCCCUCGUCAUUGCCCUCGUAGCAGAAGGGCUGUUGGUGCUCGGAUACGUCAAACUCAACCCCUUCAUUGUCCACUCGCGCCCGAUACUCGUGAUCGUCUCUGCUCUCGCGGUGGCAUACAUGACCCUUGCGCUUCCUCUCACCUUCUCGCAUAGCAAGCCUUCGAAGGAUGUACCACCCACAUCCUCGCGACAGCAGAAGCUCGCAACUCUAGUGGAGAUCUAUCUGCUCACAUGGGCAUUCCUGCUUGGUGCGACCAUCGCCCUCGGCAACGUGGGCAUCGGAGGGCUGUACUGGGUGACGAUCUGGAACGCGCUUGCACUGAUCGCGGGCAUCUUCGGGUUAGUGGAGGCGCUUUUCAGAGUCAAGCACACGAAGAAGAGCGACGUGGGCCCCGGACUCGGUCAGGAGACGAUAGAGGAGGAGCGUGGCGAAGAAGAAGAACGGAGGCUUGUGCGCGGCGUGAGAUACGAAGUGGGCGGUACCGACACAGGAGCCAGUGAUCUGGACCAUGGUGACCAUGUUAGGGCGUAUGGCGCUAGAGAAGACGAAGGGGAAGGUAUGGUGGUUGAGACCGCCCCGACGGAAAUCACUCCACUUAUGUAUCAGCAUCGGCGGAACCAGCCUGGUGCGACUGCGAAGGAGGAGUACGCCGAGAAUGACGAGGUUGGGUGGUGGAUCGUGCAGUUGCUGGUCCUCGUUCCCCUUCCGGUGAUGUUGAUCAGUCAGGUUGGAAUCAUGCUCGUCAACGCGAUGAGCCAAUCGCUCGUAGACGGCAGCAGUGCCACCACAGUGUAUCUUGGCAUCGCAUUGCUGUCGUUGCUCGUCAUCUUGCCAAUUUCGCCUUUCAUUCACAAAUUGCAUAAUGGCCUAGUUGUGCUGGCGGCUGUCUUCCUCAUCAUAUCCCUCGUCUUCACUUGGGUCGUAUUCCCAUUCAACCAGGACGCGCCCUUGAAGGUGUCGUUCAAGCAGAUGGUUCAUCUGGACGCAAAAGAGGGGGCACCUCAUGCAGUCACCACCCUGAUAGGACCAGCACAAUAUCUGCAGAAGCGUAUCGUGGCUGAGCUGCCGUCGGCAUGGGGGGCGGACGUGAACUGCACCUCGACCACGGAUCCGAGACGUAAAGGGCUCACCGAGUGCUCCUGGUCAAGCACCCUGUUGCCCGCGCACGGUUCAUCAUCCAACGUCCUUGACGCAUCUUCGGAUGACGAGACGUCGCUGGUUGCCCCUUCUCCCUUUACCAGUGCCACAGAUUGGCUGCAGUUCCGGACCAAGAAGACUUCACCGACAUCCGCCAUAUUGUCCGUACGAGGGGCCAACACACGCAACUGCCGGCUGUACUUCGACAGCGCGCCUAUAUCAUACUACAACGUAACGAGCUCGAAUACGUCUGGCGACCUGCAGCCCGGCUACGAGAUUGCCGACGAGGGCAUCAAGGAGCUGCGCCUAUGGAGUCGAACGUGGGAUCGAGAGUUCGAGGUGGAGGUCGAGUGGAAGGGCAUAGCAGGAGGCACGCUCGAGGGGCGUGCAAGCUGUCUCUGGAACGAGUACGCAAGUGGCGCGGCUGGUGGACCUAGCUCUGGCGGGCGUAUCCCGGCGUAUGAAGAGGUGCUUGCGUUCCUCCCUAAGUGGGCCGCCGCGACAAAGAGGGACGAUGGCCUGGUCGAAGCAUGGAUCACGUUCAAAAUCUGACUGGUGUAAAAAUAUAUGUCCCCUUGCUCUCGUAAGCAUGUAUGUUCACUGACUACUUGUCGCGCUAUAAAUUGCCUCAUUUACU
Messenger RNA from Punctularia strigosozonata HHB-11173 SS5, 3349 nucleotides. RefSeq lists its product as uncharacterized. Gene Ontology annotation, molecular function: metalloexopeptidase activity. NCBI's taxonomy places the organism in Eukaryota, Fungi, Basidiomycota, Agaricomycetes, Corticiales, Punctulariaceae. Gene Ontology annotation, biological process: proteolysis. The transcript has 10 exons. Bases 298 to 3264 code for a protein of 988 amino acids. The record is from RefSeq and is a predicted model, not a curated record.